GGAAUUCCCAGCGAUCGCCGUCCCUCGUGUCCAGUCGCAACUACGCAAACAGGUUAUCAUCAUCUAUGCACAAAAAGUCUCCCAGUAAUCGACAUCACAUCUCGCAGUCUUGCGUUGAGUCUCAUCUGAGAAUGUCUGUUGCAUUUUUCUCCGUGUUCCUCCUUGUUUUCCUGGUGCAAUUCCCUCAAUCUCGUGCUCAGGAUGGAAUGAGCUACAUCGGAUCGGCAGUUGAAGCAUUUAAUCCGUGCAAAAAUGGUGUCAUUAGCAUGUAUCGUGAGAUUGGUGGUCCUCCGAAUCUUGAAAACUACUGGGAUGGUACAUUUUAUCUCGAGAACUGGCCGAACAUCCCAGAAGUCCGUAUCGAGAUCACAUUGGACGCUCCUGCGCGGAUGGAAAUUGACCCGGAUGAGGCCAGAAUCCACAUCAAUGGGCGCAGCUUCUACAUCAGCACAUUCAAAGCCCCACCGAAGAUCGACAAAGUCAAGUUCACCGUGCGGGGAAGACCACGUGGGAAAUUCCCCAACGUUGUGUCUGUGCACCUCAACGGAGCGGAUGUCUGUCCGAUGCCAGCAAAGUGGGAGCCCAGUUUUCUCGGGACAAUGGAUAAAAUUGAAACGGAUGACUUUGAGGCACCUGUGAAGACAUCCUCGGGCAAUGGGGAGUGCGGAAUCAGGAGGAUCAAUCAUGAGGGACUCAUCACAUACGGCGAGGACACUCGUCCUGGAGAUUAUCCCUGGCAUGCAGCCAUUUUCCACUUGGAGAGGCGCCAGAGGAGCUACAAGUGCGGAGGCACGAUCAUCAAUACUCAUACUGUGUUGACUGCCGCUCAUUGUGUGUUCGAGGGCGUCAGCCCAAUCACUGCCGAAAGAUUUAUCGUCCAAGUGGGAAAAUAUCACCUGAACGUGGCUGAUGACUCUGCCAAGGAAUUCACCGUCUUCAGUGUCAUUCCUCAUCCGCGUUAUGACACAUCUCUGCUCUCCAAUGACAUCGCUCUCUUGCGCCUUUCACGAGAGAUUCAAUACUCCGACUACAUCCAGCCGAUCUGCCUCUGGACUUCCAACACGAGCCUAUCACAGCUGGAAAAUCGCUUGGCCACAGCAGUGGGAUGGGGAUACACAGAGAAUGACACUGUGGCAGAUUCCUUGAGAUAUGUUCAGUUGCCCAUCGUGCCCACUCUCACAUGUCUCGAGAGCGAUCGUGACUUCUUCGGACUCUUCCUGUCGGACACCAACUUCUGCGCAGGAUACACAAAUGGCACGAAUGUCUGUUCCGGAGACUCUGGUGGUUCUCUCGCCUUCGAGGAUGAGCAGAAAGUCUGGCAUAUCAGAGGAAUUGUGUCACUCAGCAUUAGGAAACGAGACAAAAACGUAUGCAAUCCUAAACACUACGUCUUGUUCACCGAUGUGGCCAAGUAUCUGCCAUGGAUUGAGAAGGAGAGCUCCAGGAUCGCGACUGAUGGACGCAGAAAGUGAAUCAAUGGCAAAUUACUCAUGGGAUUGGGAAGACAUUUCUAGAGCAUUUUACAAUAUUUAGACGGUAUUGAAAUUCUUUCUCUUGAUUAUAGAAUCUCUCAAAUUUUUCAAUUAAAUGCAAUUAGCGAAAA
Messenger RNA from Phlebotomus argentipes, 1603 nucleotides. Its product is annotated as chymotrypsin-C-like. Gene Ontology annotation, molecular function: serine-type endopeptidase activity. The transcript is spliced from 3 exons. NCBI's taxonomy places the organism in Eukaryota, Metazoa, Arthropoda, Insecta, Diptera, Psychodidae. The record is from RefSeq and is a predicted model, not a curated record. The coding region runs from base 66 to 1472 and encodes 468 amino acids. Gene Ontology annotation, biological process: proteolysis.